Messenger RNA from Hemiscyllium ocellatum (epaulette shark), 1023 nucleotides. It is a transcript of the gene sys1, whose product is annotated as SYS1 golgi trafficking protein. Gene Ontology annotation, biological process: protein localization to Golgi apparatus; Golgi to endosome transport; Golgi to plasma membrane protein transport. NCBI's taxonomy places the organism in Eukaryota, Metazoa, Chordata, Chondrichthyes, Orectolobiformes, Hemiscylliidae. The transcript has 4 exons. The coding region runs from base 378 to 848 and encodes 156 amino acids. Gene Ontology annotation, cellular component: Golgi membrane; trans-Golgi network. The record is from RefSeq and is a predicted model, not a curated record.
CUUGAGGACCCGGAUCGAGCUGCGUCGCUGGCUGUUUGUCUUCACCCCAACCCCCCCUCACUCCGGUGACCACCGACACAGAGAGGCUCCCCACCCCCUCACCGGGACCGCACUGACAAAACCCACACCCCACCCUGGGACGGCAAUGUGACAGAGUCCCUUCAGCCGACAGGACCCCCCUCCCUCGGUGACCUGCCGUUUCUCACACACGGCCUGCCCAGGUGUGGUGAAUGCAUCUCUCUUCUGGAUUUUGCAGCUGUGGCAGUUUGAAUCUUUCUGCUGGCAUUUAGCCUCAGGAAGCAUCAUGUUCCGAGUGACUAAAGACUGAAAGUGAUUAUUCUUGUUACUGGUUGUGGUUCACAAAGCGUGCAGUGGGAAUGGCCGGGCACUUCCGCAGCUACGUAUGGGACCCCAUUCUUAUCAUAUCUCAGAUUAUCCUGAUGCAAUGCAUCUAUUACAGUUUCCUCGGCAUUUGGUUAGCUGUGGUGGACAGCCUGGUACAGAACAGUCGCUCACUCGAUCAAGUAUUUAGCUAUGAGGUGCUGGGAUUUUCCACAGCUCAGGGAAGGCUAUCGAUGAUGGCAUUUGUCCUCAAUUCACUCACAUGUGCCCUUGGAUUGUGGUAUUUCAUUCGAAGAGGAAAGCAGUGUUUGGAUUUUACUGUGACCAUCCAUAUCUUCCACUUCAUGGGCUGCUGGAUCUACAACUUACACUUUCCCACAGCACUGAGCUGGUGGCUGGUGAACAUUGUGUGCAUUGCAUUGAUGGCUGUGAUAGGAGAGUACUUGUGCAUGCGGACAGAACUGAGGGCCAUUCCCGUGAACAGUGGACCCAAAUCUAACCUGUGACACGUUGUGCAGAAUCCUGAACACACAGCACCUCAGAUUUGUCCGAUUGUGAAUGAAACUGCCCAAUGACCAGUGUUAAAUAUUUAAUUUCAAUGUUAACAAGACUUCUCUACACAAUGCAAUAACAUUGAAUCCUUAUUUUGGCCACUAUAAUAUAACUUAUGUAAAGUGAAAA